Molecule: messenger RNA, 1498 nt
Organism: Trichoderma harzianum CBS 226.95
Lineage: Eukaryota; Fungi; Ascomycota; Sordariomycetes; Hypocreales; Hypocreaceae
Exons: 1
Coding region: 365-1291 (308 amino acids)
Biological process (GO): inositol catabolic process
Cellular component (GO): cytoplasm
Molecular function (GO): inositol oxygenase activity; iron ion binding
Source: RefSeq, a predicted model, not a curated record
CACAUGGCGAUGAUUUUUUUGAGGGGGUGGAGGAUCUCGUUUAAUGACGUAAAAAGGCAAUUCGGUAAAAUAGGAAAGUCAACCAUGGGAUGUCGAAAGAUACUUAAGGCCUGCGAUGUCCUGGCUAGCAGAGCUGGCUUUCUUCAUCCAAGAGACGACUGUUGAGAAAUAUACAACCGAGCGUCCGGAAUAUCACAAGUAUCCCAAUACAAUACGGGGCAUAUAACAAUCGUUUUUUAUAUACUGCAAUUUUUCCCAUUUCAUACGCGUACUUGACGACACUUUAUUCGUAUAUUCACGAUCUGUUCCUCUGCCCGUCAAGUACAUCACUACACCACUCGACACCUACAUAUUUCCCUUCACCAUGGCACCAACAGCUAUCGUUGAUCUCGGCGAGACCUUUUCCGUCGGCCAGAAGCUGGAAAACGUCUCCGACGCCAUCGACGACGUUAACUGCAUCAAGUACGAUUCCGAGUCCAAGUUCGACGCCAACAAGGACAAGGCAAACUUCCGCCAGUACGAGGAUGCCUGCGACAGGGUCAAAAACUUUUACAAGGAGCAGCACGAAAAGCAGACUGUUGCCUACAACCUUGCUGCUCGCAACCGGUUCAAGAGCGCUUCACGUGUGCGCCCGGAGAUGACCGUCUGGGAGGCCAUCGAGAAGCUCAACACUCUCGUUGACGAAUCUGACCCAGACACGUCGCUGUCUCAGAUCGAGCACUUGCUCCAGUCUGCUGAGGCGAUUCGCCGUGAUGGCAAGCCACGAUGGAUGCAGGUCACAGGUCUGAUCCAUGACCUAGGCAAGCUCAUGCUUUUCUUCGACGAGCUCGAAACACAGGGUCAAUGGGAUGUCGUUGGCGAUACGUUCCCCGUUGGCUGUGCUUUUGACAAGCGAAUCAUCCUGCCUGACACCUUUGUCAACAACCCUGACACGAAGGAUCCCAUUUACUCAACCAAGUAUGGCAUCUAUUCGCCCGGCUGUGGUCUGGACAACGUGAUGCUCAGCUGGGGCCAUGACGAGUAUCUCUACCAUGUCGUCCGCGAUCAGUCGCUUCUGCCGGAUGAGGCGCUUGCCAUGAUCCGCUACCACUCGUUCUACCCCUGGCACCGCGAGGGAGCCUACAGGGAGUUUAUGGUUGAGAAGGACUGGGAGAUGAUGAAGGCCGUUCAGGCCUUUAACCCGUACGACUUGUACAGCAAGAGUGAUGAUGUUCCUAGCGUGGAGGAGCUCAAGCCCUAUUACAUGGAGCUGAUUGACGAGUUUUUCCCUCAGAAGGUGGUCAAAUGGUAGAAAAAAAAAAAAAGAGAGAGAAAGAAAAAAAAAAAGAAAUAAAGGGGAAAUGGGGAUCUAUUGAUAUGAAGCGGGCGUUUUUCAUGGUCUUUGUUUAGAGCGUUGUUUUUUUUUGUAAGAUGUUAGAUAAGAGAAUAGGAGACUGGAUAGAAGGCUGCUUGGCUCCCAAAGUACAUGGCUGAAUAAGCAUACAACUGAGUUGAUGAU